AGCGGGCCCGGGAGCGGAGCCGCCCACCCGGGAAGAAACGAUUUACUGAAGGAGAAGCCGCCGGCGAGCGCUGCGUGCGGGGGUGCGGGCACGGGAACGCGGCCUUUCGGGCGCAAUCUCGGCUCAUUUUCUCUAAGCAAUACAAGUUCACGGACGAGCUACCUAGCCAGCCCUCCUCUCCAGUCAUGGACCUCACAGGCUGCUGCGCGCCGCCCGCCGUCUGAGGAGGCUCCUUCGCCCCGCGCGGAGGAGGAGGAAGAGGAGGAGGAGGAGGCGGAGGAGGAGGCGGCGGAGGAGGAGAAGGGGAGGAAGGCGCGGCCCCAGCCGCCGCUGCCCAGCCGCCGUCCCGCAGAGCGCUGGCCGGAGGGCGCCGCGGCGGCAGCAGCGCAGCCCGCUCCGCCUCCCCGCGGCCGCCCGCCCGCGGCGGCGGCGGCGGCGCGGGGCGCCCGCACGGCGGCGGCGAGCCGGAGCGGCGGCGGCGGCGGCGGCGGCGUCGGUCCGGCGCUGGGCAUGGGGCGGCGGCGGCGGGGGGCGCUGCCGGAGCCGGCGGGCGGCUGCUGCUGCUGCCUGGCGGCGGCGCUGCCGCUGCUGCUGCUGCUGCUGCCCGCCGGGUGCCCGGUGCGGGCGCAGAACGACACGGAGCCCAUCGUCCUGGAGGGGAAGUGCCUGGUGGUGUGCGACUCCAGCCCCUCGGCCGACGGCGCCAUCACCUCCUCCCUGGGGAUCUCGGUGCGCUCGGGCAGCGCCAAGGUGGCCUUCUCGGCCACGCGCAGCACCAACCACGAGCCCUCCGAGAUGAGCAACCGCACCAUGACCAUCUACUUCGACCAGGUAUUAGUUAAUAUUGGCAACCAUUUUGAUCUUGCUUCCAGUAUAUUUGUAGCACCGAGAAAAGGGAUAUAUAGUUUCAGUUUCCACGUGGUCAAGGUCUAUAACAGACAAACCAUCCAGGUAAGUUUAAUGCAAAACGGCUACCCAGUGAUUUCAGCUUUUGCAGGGGAUCAGGACGUCACCAGAGAAGCAGCCAGCAAUGGGGUCUUGCUCCACAUGGAAAGAGAAGACAAAGUGCAUCUCAAACUGGAAAGGGGUAACCUCAUGGGAGGGUGGAAAUAUUCAACCUUUUCCGGCUUCUUAGUCUUUCCACUAUAAAAGAAGGCCAAAUAGGAGACAGAUCCAUGAGCCAGAGCAAGGAUUCAAUCGUUAACGACACCCUGAACUUGGCAGCACAUGACAAUAUUUCCAGUCACCCCAUCAGACUGUCACGGUAGAAGAAUGAUAACCUUCUAAGCUCCAACAUUUGCUUUGAAUAUUGACAAUUCCUCGGGAACCUGCUCCUCUAAUUAGUUUUAGACGACAGUGAUCUUUAGGAGAAAUGAAAUUAUCGACCUGAGCAAUUUGUACCUGUGAUUGUAAAGUCAAUUUCGGAUUUUAUUGUUGGGAUCAUUGACUUUCUUAUUAUUUUUUAUUUUUUUCCUCUCUUUCAUUUUUCCCUCUUUUUCUUUCUCUUGUUGUUGUCCCAAUGAGACAAAUAACUCGGACCACACAAUCGCUUUGUCAAAGGCUCGAUCCAGAGCCGGAAGAAUGAAGUGUUCAGCCCAAUGAGGUGUUCUUUCCAUGCUUUAUUUCUUUGUGUUGUAUAGCCUUAAGGAAAAAAGAAAAAAAAAAAAAGAAAAAAAAAAAAGGGGGGGAAAAAAAAAGAAUGGCUUCAGUCUCAGUCCUGUAUUUUUCCGGGGGAGGGGGAUUCUGGACAUUACUGUGUCAAGAAGUGCUUUAUCCAGUGAAGCGAAAUUUGCACGAUUGGAACCUUAUUUGUUUUGUGUUGUUCGUGUUUUUCAUCGACUUUUUCUUUUUCCUGAUUUUUGUUUGUGUGUGCUAAAAAUGUAAGCUAGAUUGAUCAAUAAGACAAAACAAAGCACAUAUAUACCCUGUAGCUCUAAGUAAAGCUAACCAGUGAACAAUUCCGUCUGCACUUUCCAGCUGAUCUUUAUAGACCUAUUUAGAGAGAGAGAAAGAGAGAAUAAGAGCGAGAGAGCUACGUGAUCCUUCAAUUACAAUCUGGAAACUGGUAAAGGAACUGACAUUUCUGAAUUGUCCUGACAUUUCUAGAAGCAACAAUGGAGGCUUUGAAUAUCUUCUCUGACCAUACUCUAAAAUAUAUCCUUUCUUUGCAUUACCGAGCGUAUUUUGGGUGCUUUUAUCUGAUAUUUAUUUGAUGUAUUUGUCCACUAAUGCUUGAGUACACAUUGUGGGAGCACGGAGAGAUGGCAGAGCAAACUCUUCCUCUUCCAAAUUAAAUAAAACCAUCUCCACUUGACCUCUCAGUGGCAAGUAUUGGAGGAUUUGCCGCUAGCAUCUUUGACAGCCUUUGGGAGAGGGACCUCAGAGGAUCAGCAAAUGCGUCAGAAGUUGCACCGGUGCUGUGCACUUACUAGCCGUGUGUGCUUUUCCCAGUACCAAUGGCCUCAGAGUUCUGGGGGUGGACUGACAUCGAUAUUGGAGGUUAGGAAAAGUUAUUACCCCAAUCACCGAGAGGUAGAGCAUCAGGCCAAUGUCAGUUGCAUCCUUUUGCGUCAUUCUCAAUAAACAGAUCUUGCUUCUUCACUUUUUUUAUGAAGGCUGGUGUAUUAGUGUGCUGAGGAACGUCUUGCUUGAGGAGAUCUAGGAGGAAUGUUUAUAUUAUUUUAUAUUACUUUUGUCUUCAUUUAUUUAAUUUGAAAUAUUUCAUCUUGCUAUUAAUCCCACAAGCGUGGGUGUGUAUAAGAAUUUAUUUUUGUCAGAUUUACUCCUCUGCCACAAACAAAUAUAAUGCAAAGUCAUUUGCAGCAAAUCGGUGGUAGCUACGUUGUAUUUCAGAAUAAUGGUGGACAUGUCAUUCUCAUUGUAAAUUUAUCAUUAAAGGGACAAAGUCAAUUAAAGUCAUAUAUUCUUAAAAAAACCACCUAUCUGUGUUGCUUAUGAUACCUCAGAUGGCUAAAACAUAAGCCAAUUUAAUAUUUAAUAUUUUCGUGUUUUUUCACCAUUGAUGCUGGUUUUUGCCUUGGCAUUUCACUGCCGGUUACUGAUUGGGUUUCGGGUUUGUUUUUUAAUGGGUUGCAUUUUCUAAUUCCUCCCUGUGCAUUGGCGUAACUGCAAUGUUUUUAACUGCAAAAUAUCACAGGGCUAUGUUUAAAUACAUGAAAUAAAACCUGAGUCAGCAGCAACCUUUUUCUAUUGUAAUACAAAGUAGUUAGGAAAACAGUUGUCUUAAUGGUAGCUAAUGCAAAUACUUUUAAAUCUAAAUCUUUGUGUUUAAAACCUGAUCAUGUCUCUCAAGGAAAUAGGCACCGAGGUGGGUUCAAGGUCCCAAGUUUUCAGUUUUUGUUAUGUUUCCUCAGUCUUAUUUUGAAAUUCUGCCUACCAUAAUAACUUUUAGUCUCCCAUUUAUCUCAGUUCAUCUGGCUUGAAUAAGGCAAUGACAUCUUAGUUUUCGCUCUCUUCUAAGCCAAAUGAGGCCAAUGACAAGGCUUUCCUUGGAUGUAUUCUUGGAACUUUCUUAAGCCACUGAAGCUGCAGAAUCUGACUAUCCCACUUCAUGUAUUCAAGUUCAGUGAUUUUGACCAUGCUUAUUUUAUAAAGCUAAAUAUGUGUAUAUGAUAACCAAUCUUCUUCUGAAAUUAAAGGAGGUCUUUAAUACA
Phalacrocorax carbo (great cormorant) is the source of this 3674-nucleotide messenger RNA. The record is from RefSeq and is a predicted model, not a curated record. Lineage: Eukaryota; Metazoa; Chordata; Aves; Suliformes; Phalacrocoracidae.